Messenger RNA from Dissoconium aciculare CBS 342.82, 2955 nucleotides. RefSeq names its product DUF803-domain-containing protein. Gene Ontology annotation, biological process: magnesium ion transport. The record is from RefSeq and is a predicted model, not a curated record. The transcript is spliced from 6 exons. NCBI's taxonomy places the organism in Eukaryota, Fungi, Ascomycota, Dothideomycetes, Mycosphaerellales, Dissoconiaceae. Gene Ontology annotation, molecular function: magnesium ion transmembrane transporter activity. Bases 422 to 2632 code for a protein of 736 amino acids. Gene Ontology annotation, cellular component: membrane.
CCGACUAAAAAAGUUGCCCGUGUGUGUGUGACGACGACGGGCCCUGGGAUGCAGCACUGCGCCGUAAACAAACCCCCAAUUGCAUGCCUCUGGUCUUCUUCUUCUAUACUGCCAUACAUACACCCUACGAACAUCCUCAACUCCCUCCCGCCAUCCUUGGAACAAUUCUGAAACGAUCGCACUUACAGUUCAAGCAUCAGGAAUCCCGAAUCAAUCCAAUCCGAUCCUACGCCCGUUCUGCCAAUACAAACAAACCGUUGUGCACUGCCGACGCAAGCCGCAUCCCCAUCACCGUCACCGAGAACCGUGGUUCUACAAGCGAUUGCCAGAUCCAAACCUCGACCACAUGCCGCGCCUUCACAUCCUCUCUCGAUAAAUCAAAUCGACCUCGCGCCUUGCGCGCAGAGAAAUCCCCACAAUCAUGGACGUUGCUGGCCAAGUCCUACGACACACCCUCACACUCGCCGUCCGAGCGGCCGCAGAGACGACGACCGCCGCCGCCGCCGCCAAUGCCCCAGGAGCUGCGCCGGAGAAUGAACGACCGGGAUGGUAUAAGAUCGUUGGGAUCAUCCUCGCCAUCGCCUCCGGCCUUUCCAUUGGAGUGUCGUUCGUGUUGAAAAAGAUUGGAUUGUUGAGAGCGAAUGUGAAAUACAAUGAGGAAGCCGGCGAGGGCUUUGGAUACCUCCGGACACCCAUGUGGUGGUUCGGCAUGACCUUGAUGAUCAUGGGCGAAAUCUUCAACCUCGUCGCUUAUGCCUUUGCGGAUGCGAUUCUCGUCACACCGAUGGGAGCAUUGACUAUCGUGGUCACAGCCAUUCUGUCAAAGAUAUUCCUCAAGGAGCGCUUAAGCUUCGUCGGCUGGGUCGCAUGCUUCCUCUGCAUAGCAGGUAGUGUGGUCAUUGCGCUGAAUGCGCCGUCACAUUCUGCCGUCUCCGACAUUGCCGAAAUGCAGCGCUACUUCAUCACGCCCGGAUUUCUAUCCUACACCGGAGUCAUUAUUCUCAUUUGCCUGUUCCUCGCCUUUUGGGCCGCGCCACGCUAUGGUAAAAAGUCCAUGAUGGUCUACAUCUCCAUCUGCGGUCUGAUCGGUGGCCCCAACGUCGUUGCUCUACAAGGUGUGGGCACUGCGGUGCUGACACAGAUCGGUGGCAAAGCCCAGUUCAACGGGUGGUUCAUCUACAUUUUGAUCUUAUUCCUGAUUGUAACACUACUGGUGGUAAUCGUCUACCUGAAUAAAGCAUUGAACCUCUUCAACGCCGCAAUGGUCACGCCGACCUAUUACGUUUUCUUCACCUCGUCAGUCAUCAUCUCCUCGAUUGUCCUCUUCCAAGGUCUCAAAGGAACGGCUGUCCAAAUCAUCAAUGUCGUCAUGGGGUUUCUCGUCAUCUGCUCCGGGGUCAUCCUGUUACAACUUGCCAAGUCGGCGAAGGAGGUGUCCGACUCGAAAGUGCUCAGUGGCGAUCUCAAUGAGAUUCGUACAGUGGCAGAAGUCGAAGAGCCCGAAUACGAGCCUCGUGCGGACACACUACACGGCAGUGCCAGCAUCGUCAGAGCGAUGAGUCGGGUCCGCACGCAAAGACAGAUCAACGAGGUCAAGCGGAUACACGACGAAAUGCUCGAACCGGUCCGCGAGAACGAACAUGUCGAAUGGGAUGGAUUACGCCGACGAAAGACCGUCUCAUCGCACGGCGGCUCGGUAUCGAGACAGAAAAGUGUCCGCCCACCCCUCGGGAUGGCACAGUUCCCGGACGACGUAAGCGAGCCUGACAGCGAAGUCCACCCCGGCUUCUUCGGAAGAAUCGGCCGGAUGGCGAGAGCAGGAUCACAAAGCCAGACGACCCGCGGACACAGUCCAGUCCCCAUGACGAGCGUCCAGCCGAACAAGCAAGACCCCAACACCAACCACGACAACAAUGGAAUGCAGCACACUUUCGGUCUACCCGCCGCCUUGCAACGGGAUCGUGCCAGCGAAUACACCGAAACCGCCUACAAAUCCAUCCCGACCGCGCCCUCGGGCUCCCACAUCCACUUCGUCGGCAGCGACAGCCCCUCGCGCCAGGAGUCCCGCGGCAGCAACAACCUGCACCCCCACGACUCCGUCCCCAAUUCCGCUUCCGGCACCCGCCGGCAAUUCUCCUUCCAAAACGUCUUCACGCGCAACCGGGCCGACAGCGACGACCCCCACCGGCCCGUCAGCCGCGGCGCCCUGUCCUUCUCCAGCCGCAUCAGCAGCCGGGAAUACCCCGCCGGCGCCGCCACGACGGAGGAGGAACGGCUGGGCCUCGUGCACGGCGACUCGCGGAAGAUCCUGCUCCCGAAGUUCCGCGAGGAGGAGGAGGAGCGCGACGAGGACUGGCAGAUGACCCCUUCUUCGUCCUCGGCCCGUGGCGGCAGUUCAAGCCCUGAACGGAUCCUCGUCGGUGCUGGCGCCGGUGCUGAUGAUGGUCGGAACCCCCCUCCGCCGCCGCCGCAUCAUCAGCAGCGGAGGAGGGACACGUUUGAUGACGAUGACGAUGGCGAUGACCUCGAGAAGCACGAACUGUACGAUGCGCCGCUGAGGGAUCCUUCCGACCGGGAGGACCAGCCUGGGAAUCGGCAGGGGACGAGCGGUGGGGGUUCGGCGUAUAGAUGAUGAUUGAAACGAUUUGAAGUACAUCUGCAUGCGUGGGACAGGGGUUUAAGACCUCUGUGUUUCUGCUCUGAUUGAAGCGUUGUAGCGAUUUUACAUUUACCAUCAUAAUGCCCUCGCCUUUUUUCUGAUGAUUCAAAAAGGAACUCUGUGGUCCGUCUGUGCCCCCCCUCUCUCUUUCUUCACGAUGGUCUCGAUGGGUGAAACCCGCGAUGUUUUUACGGCUCUCUUUCUCGCCCCUCCCAGAAUCCUCCAGGUGGCUUCUCGGAGAAAUGACUUCUCAUCCACCUCCCUCCGCGGGCUGUCUGAUCACAAGUUGGGAGAUA